Molecule: messenger RNA, 3938 nt
Organism: Coccinella septempunctata (seven-spotted ladybird)
Lineage: Eukaryota; Metazoa; Arthropoda; Insecta; Coleoptera; Coccinellidae
Product: polyamine-transporting ATPase 13A3-like
Exons: 17
Biological process (GO): polyamine transmembrane transport; intracellular calcium ion homeostasis
Cellular component (GO): membrane
Molecular function (GO): ATP hydrolysis activity; polyamine transmembrane transporter activity; ATP binding
Source: RefSeq, a predicted model, not a curated record
UUUUUUGAUCUAGAGCCACGUCGAACGAUUGUUAAACACUCUUCCUGAACCCAUCAAAUUCGUACAUCCUCUCGAACUCAUUCCCCUCAAUUCAAAUGAGUAUUUUCGACGCAUUUCAAUAUGAGAGCCGCGGAAUUGAGCGUUGAUUGAAAAAUGGGGCGAUUACAACGAUGUGGAUCCUCCUACUGUUUUCAAGGUACCCGAACCAUCGCUCCAAAGUGGUCCAGUUCCACUGCUGGUGCUCCGAUGGUGUAGUGCGUAGAGUACUGUCGCUUAUAUGGUGCCGCAGUUAUGGUGAAAGUCCAGCGAACCGAAGAUACCGGAGAGACAAAAAAGGAUGGAUCAUCCACGUCAUCCACUCAAAAGAUCAACUAUGCCGAAGAUUCGCAGAUGGAAAUCGUGGGUUUUAGACUCAACAAAUUCAAGAAUUACUCGACUCAUUUCAUGUAUUUCUUGACCCUCGGCCUCCUGAGGUUGUUCUUCCAUUGGUACCCCCAUUUGAAACUCUAUUCAACGUAUUCCAAGUGCAACUUAGAAAUGGCUCAAAAAGUGUUGAUUAUUGAUACGUACAAAUCGAAAUUCAAAACGUAUUUCGUGAAGGACAUCAACACUAGACAAGUAGAAGGGAACAGUAAAGAAGAUUGCCAAGGCAUUAAAGACGGUCUCUCAACCCACAAAUACACAUUAACAGCGCACUUAGAAAAUGGAAAAACCCUAGAAUUAAAAGAAAUACGAACAAUCAGAUGCAAGAAGAUGGUUUACAUCUGGGAUUCCAAAGAAAAACUAUUCUCCCGAAUGGUAGGACUGGAUCAGGGGUUGUUAAACUCCGAUCUACAUCUACAGGGUGGAUUAACGAAAACCGAGCAAGACUUGAAGAGGGCCAUUUAUGGCAGCAACGAGAUAAAUAUACCGGUGCAGAGCAUCCUGACCCUCUUCGUCUUGGAAGCCUUGACCCCCUUCUACAUAUUCCAAGUUUUCAGCGUCCUGUUGUGGGUGGCUGAAUCGUACUUUUAUUACGGGGUGGCCAUCGUCAUCAUGUCAAUUUAUGGCAUAUCCUCCUCCAUCAUACAAACGAGAACUAAUCAAAAGAACCUCAAGGGUAAAGUGUUCACCGAAGACACCGUGACAGUGUGUAGGGGCGGCAAUAAUUUCGAGGACAUAAAAACCACCAAUCUGGUACCUGGGGACCUCAUUGCCAUACCUUCGGAAGGGUGCAAGAUGCCAUGUGACGCCGUUUUGCUGAGGGGGAACUGCAUAGUCAACGAGAGCAUGUUGACUGGAGAAUCAGUUCCAGUCCAUAAAACACCCUUGGGAAAUAACAACAACUGUUACAGGGUCAAGGAAGAUUCAAACCACACCCUAUUUUGCGGAACCGCCGUCUUACAAACUAAAUUCUGCGGUUACAGGGAGACCCUGGCCGUGGUUAUACGUACGGGGUACCUAACAACGAAAGGGGAACUUGUCAGGAGUAUUUUAUACCCACCCCCGGCUGAUUUCAAAUUCGACCAAGACAGCUACAAGUUCAUCGGUAUACUCAGCGUUAUAGCUCUGCUAGGCUUCGUUUACACCGUGGUUACCAAGCUUUCCAGGAAGUUACCCUUCAUCGACAUAGCCAUCAAAGCGUUGGACUUGGUCACCAUAGCCAUACCACCGGCUCUCCCCAUAGCUAUGACUGUUGGUAAACUGUACGCGAUCGACAGGCUGAAAAAACGGAACAUCUACUGUAUAAACUCGAGGGUUAUCAACGUAUCUGGAUCGGUAAAUUGCGCAUGUUUCGAUAAGACAGGAACUUUGACAGAGGAUGAGCUGGAUAUGUGGGGGGUUCUACCGGUGACUGGGGGUUCUUUCGGUGUCCCAGUCAAAGGGGUGGAUUCAAUGGGGGUAGAAACAUCGAUUUUUAAAGGUAUGCUCACCUGUCACACUUUGAGCCUCAUCGAUGGUAAAUUAUGUGGGUACCCGUUGGAUUUGAAGAUGUUCAAUUCCACCGGUUGGGAGUACCAAGAACCUAGUCGAGAUGAUUGUGAGGGGGAAACAUUGAUACCCGAAGCCAUAAUUCAACCAAAUCCUACAUCGAACGAUAAAAUCGAAAUAUACAGCCAGUUUCCCUUCAUUUCGUCCCUACAAAGAUCCAGCGUUAUAUGUAGGGACAGUUUGGAACCUUCGAACUUUGAAGUGUUUUGUAAGGGGUCUCCGGAAUCUAUUGUGAUGUUAUCAGAUCCAAAAACAGUGCCUGAAGAUAUUUUUUUACGAUUGAAACAAUUCACCACCAAAGGUUAUCGUGUAAUAGCAAUAGGUACCAAAAAAUUAGACGUAGACACAGACGAAGUGAUUAAAUUGACCAGGGAAGACAUCGAGCAAGACUUAACCUUCUCCGGAUUAAUAAUUUUAGAGAAUAAACUGAAGAAACAAACCACGGAAGCCAUAAAAACUUUAAAAGAUGCAGGAUUGAAGAUAACGAUGAUAACAGGGGACAACAUACAAACGGCUGUCAGUGUCGGUAAAGAAUGCGGAAUAGUCGAAAAAGACUCCCUUAUAGUAGAAGUGGCUGCCAUGAACUCUCCGAAAGAAGGUCCAAAAAUUAGGUACAAUUCAUUUGAUACAGAUGGCUACGUGAGUUCUUCAAAACGAUGAAAAUACUCUUGUUCCCCCGGUUAACUCACUAAAAUCCCAAUUUUAUUCCAGGAUAUCAAUGAGAUUAUGCAAAAAUCCUUGAAAAUGGAGGAUAUCGAAGCCCCCUACACAAAGUACCAGUUCGUGUUGACCGGUAAAACUUGGGGGAACAUCCUAGAACAUUUCCCGGAUAACAUCCCUCAUAUUGUAAGAAAAGGAGCUGUUUUUUCACGAAUGUCCUCCCAUCAGAAGCAACAACUCAUCGAGGAACUCAAGAAUUUGGGGUACUAUGUUGCCAUGUGCGGUGAUGGGGCCAACGACUGCGCAGCACUAAAAGCAGCCCACCUGGGGAUAUCCCUGUCGGAGACCGAAGCCAGCAUCGCGGCCCCCUUCACCUCCAAACACCCCAACAUAUCCUGCGUCUCCAUGAUAAUAAGGGAGGGUAGAGCGGCUUUAAUCACCUCCUUCGGAGUCUUCAAAUUUAUAGUUUGCGGGAGCUUAGCUGAGUUCUUCUGCACCAUCAUCUUGUACGGCAUAGAUUGCAACCUCUCCUCCAUGCAGUUCCUAUUCAUGGACAUCUUCCUCCAGCUGAAUCUAGCCACUUUCUUCGGGAACACAGAGGCUUGUCCGAAGCUCCACCACAAACCUCCUUUAACCUCUAUAUUAUCCUUCGUUCCCCUGAUGUCCAUGGUUUUAUUCAUGGUUUUAACGGUCGGUUUCCAAAUUUUCUCAUUUUACUUCGUUCGAACCUUCGAUUGGUACCAACCCUUCGUUUACAUCACCCACGUGACCGAUGUUAGUAGAUGCCAGGAGAAUUUCCCGAUUUUCGUCGUAUCCAUGUUCCAAUACAUAACGAUGGCCAUUUUAUUCUCCAAAGGUGAGCCUUAUCGACAACCGUUGUACACUAACAAGAAAUUCACUUUGGUCCUCGUGGUCACCACUUUAAUUUGCUGUUAUAUAACGUUGUUUCCGCCGUUUUGGGUGGUUAAAGUGAUGGAGAUUAACCUGCCUCCGGAGUUCGACAUCAGGAUCCAACUUUUGAUCAUGGCCGGGGUCAAUUUGGUCCUCGCCUUCCUGGUCGAGGAGAUCCUCAUCGAUCUGAUGGUGGAUAAGGUCGUUUACCCUUGGUUCAAGAGGUACCGGAGGUCUUUGAAGGGUGAGAGGGUCGAUUUUCCCAACGAUAAACAGACUGUGAUAAAAAAUGUUAAUGAGCGUAUAGUUAGUACAGGUAAUGGAAAAUUGGAGGAUAAAUGUAUCGUUACAAGAUGUUGAAUGAUAAUUAGUUGUAAAAAUUGAUGUAAAUACCGAAUAAAACAAUAAACCUCGAA